AUGAUUGGGCCAAAUCUGCAGAAGGAUCUUUUCGAUAUUCUUCUGCGAUUCAGAGCACAUGAAUUCGUUUUAACCGCCGACAUUGCGGCCAUGUUUCAACAGAUCCUUCACCAGCGCCGUACUUGGCCAUUCGCUGUCUACGUCAACUUGCUAGUUGUAGCAGCCGAGGAUGCGGAAUUCCCGCAGGCAGCAGAAGCACUCAAUCGAGACUUCUAUAUGGACGACGUGCUCACGGGUACGGACACAAUUGAGAAAGCAAUCGCAUUGCGACAGAUAUUACAGCGAGGCCAGUUCAAUCUAAGAAAAUGGCGCUCGAACGACGACAAGAUUUUAGAAAGCAUAUCGCAAAACAGAGAAGUGGACCCUCUUUUGACAAUCGACCAAGAAGGAGCAUUAAAGACGUUAGGCAUUCUAUGGGAUGCUAAAUUUGACGUUUUGAAAUAUAAAGUAUUCAUCGAUGAAUCACCGAGAAGAACAAAGAGAGUGGUGUUGUCUACAAUAGCACAGAUUUUCGACCCGCCAGGCCUCUUGGCACCAGUACUCGUCAAUGCAAAGAGCAUAAUGCAGCGGAUGUGGCAAUUGCCAAUAGGAUGGGACGAAAGUCUGCCGCAGGAUCUACAAGCAAGUUGGGAACAAUACUACGGGUCGUUCUCAAAAAUCAAUGACAUGCACAUUUCGAGAAACAUAAAUCCGAAAAAUUACGAGGUAAGAUUCGACCUCAUCGGAUUUAGCGACGCCUCUGAAAGGGCCUACGGUGCGUGCAUUUAUGCGGUCUCGAGAGACUCGCAGGGUAUAAUGAAUUCACACCUAAUCAGCUCCAAGAGUCAGGUGGCACUGCUCAAAACUAUAUCGCUACCGAAGCUCGAGCUGAACGCGGCACUCUUACUUGCUAAACUGUGCAACACAGCGAAAGCAGCCUUCGGCGACAAAAUCCGGAACAUAGCCCUCUGGAGCGACUCAACAAUUGUAUUGAGUUGGAUCGCAACCUCGCCGAACAUGUGCAAAACUUACGUUGCAAAUCGUGUAACGCAGAUUCAAGAUUUAACCCGCGAAGCAUCGUGGUUGCAUGUCCCGUCGCAGGACAAUCCCGCGGAUCUGAUAUCCAGAGGAAUGUCGGUCGAAGAAUGGAUGCAAAGCAAGCAAUGGUGGCACGGACCAGCGUGGCUGACCACAGGAGAAUGGCCUAAGCGAAGGGAAAUCGACAUGGACACUUCGGAGAUGAAAGUAGCAGCGGUACUCGCCGUAACGAGAAUGACAUGCGAUGCCCUGAAGGACUUCUCUUCAUUCGAUAAAAUGCAACGGCAAGUACCAAAAGGUAGCAAACUCGCACCACUCAGCCCUUAUCUCGAUGACGACGGAGUUAUCAGAGUAGGUGGGAGACUGUCUAGAGCAAAUAUUUCGGAAACAAAGAAGCACCCAAUCAUCCUGCCGGACAGACAUCACGUGACAAAGAUUUUAUUAAAAAGAGAGCAUCAACGUUUGCUUCAUUGCGGAUCCGAGCAAUUGUUGCAUUCGAUUAGACAACGAUAUUGGGUUCUCAACGGCCGUCGAGAAUCUCAGAAAGUGACAAGAAGUUGGGUCGAAUGUUAUCGUCGCAAUCCAAAAUCGCUAGAAGUAACAAUGGGUGAUUUGCCACAAGAGCGCGUUCGAGGUUCACUGAAGCCCUUCACGAAUAAUGCCGUCGCUAUCCAUGCGCUUGCUCCUGGAUUACUUCGUUGA
Messenger RNA from Diprion similis, 1719 nucleotides. RefSeq lists its product as uncharacterized. The transcript is spliced from 3 exons. Lineage: Eukaryota; Metazoa; Arthropoda; Insecta; Hymenoptera; Diprionidae. The coding region runs from base 1 to 1719 and encodes 572 amino acids. The record is from RefSeq and is a predicted model, not a curated record.